Messenger RNA from Rhododendron vialii, 1441 nucleotides. RefSeq names its product probable membrane-associated kinase regulator 3. Gene Ontology annotation, cellular component: plasma membrane. The record is from RefSeq and is a predicted model, not a curated record. Lineage: Eukaryota; Viridiplantae; Streptophyta; Magnoliopsida; Ericales; Ericaceae. The coding region runs from base 49 to 1077 and encodes 342 amino acids. Gene Ontology annotation, molecular function: kinase inhibitor activity. The transcript has a single exon.
AGAGAGAGAGAGAGAGAGAGAGAGAGAGAGAGAGAGAGAGAGAGAGAGAUGAAAAUGGCCACAACUCCCCCUACUAUCCAUGGAGAUGAAGACUUCAUAGACAUGGAAGUAACAUCUUCUCCUUCUUCUUCUUCUUCUACUUCUAAUGUCCUCUGUUACACCACAAACUCCCCCUCCAAAUCCACAGAAUUUGAGUUCCAAAAGUCUUCAACUCCCAAUGAGGCAAAACAACCAUCACCUUCUCCAGCCGAUGAGCUCUUCUACAAAGGCAAACUCCUCCCUCUCCACCUCCCUCCUCGCCUCCAAAUGGUCCAAAACCUCCUCAAAAACUCCGUCACCGCCGCCGCCACCACCAACAACACGCCACUAGAAUCAUGCAACAUCUCGCCGUCGGAAUCCUGCCGCGUGAGUUGCGAGCUGAACCCGGACGAGUACUUCUUCGAAUGGUCCACCGAAUGGACCGGAUUCAUCUCGGAAAACAACAUCCACAAGAAGUACUCUUGGUCCAAGAAGUUGAAGCUUGUCAAGCAAUCCAUACUUGCCCAAAAGCUCAAGGCUUCCAGAGCCUAUCUGAAGACUCUUUUCACCAAAUCUGCCUGUUCAAAUGACAUUCCAGAUGCCGGAAAUGAGCCAAAAGGCAAGGAGUGUUUGGGCAACAAGUACAUGAAAGUGGCGACGAAGAAGAACCCAUUUGGGCACAUAGGAAAAGGAGCUUACCCAACAAUAGCUGCUGUCAUAGCCGAGGAGAGUGCGAACAAUACCCACAGGAGGUCCUUCUCGGGGGCAAUCAAGAGGCAUUAUUCUGCGACAAAGUCUUCGUCUUCUUCUUCCUCGUCCAGUGCUUCUUCUCUGUCGUCAUCGUUUUCGAUCAAUUCGAAUGCCCUGUAUGAUUUGCAGUUGCUCAAGAGGAGUGCCAGUUCAAGUUCAGAGCUUGAGGAGGGUUCGAUUGAGGGUGCUAUUGCUCACUGUAAAAAGUCUCAGCAGAUGUUUAGUUCAAGUAAUAAGGCAUCAGGUGAUGUUGGGCUUUGUUCACUUUCUGCUUCAAGGGUUGCAGUUUCUGAAGAUAAAGAGAGAUGAGGUAUUUGUUCCGUUGAUGUUUUUGACAAAACAGAAGGGCAAAGGCGACUUAGCUAGAUAGAGAUGAGCCUAAUGUUUUCGAUGGUCUGUCACUUUCUUUUUUGUUUGAAUUGAUUGUCGCUUAAUCGUCUUGAAAAAAGUCUAGGAACACACCCUCCGGGUACAACUCCGGACACAACUGUGUUUGUAGUCGUUUGAUGUAUGUAAGCUCAUCUAUAACGAACGGCUCCGAAUGCAGUUGUGUCUGGAGUUGUGUUUAUAACAGCGAUGGUUUCAUGGAUUUACACAUGGAUGAUUCUACUGCGCGCACACAAUUAGACAUUUCACUGUCUAGAAAUACACAUCAAGAAGUUCCUCUCGCUCA